GUUUACAAGCUUUUGUUUAAAUAAUGACCAUGUAAAUUACAAUAUACUUACAUUUUCACCACAUUACAUAUAAUUCUGUUCAUUCUGUUCUUAGGUGACGUGAGCUUCGAGACGACGAUCGUCGUCACCUCUGACGUAACAGUAGCAAUGACAGAGGAAUGGAGCACAAAAACAACACCAACUAAAAUUGUGACAUCUUCAGCAUCUUCACCUCUAGAGGGCUCCCUAUCACCAUCCACACCACUAGACCAGGUUCCAAGGUUCACUAGCCAACCAGUAGACGUCUCUGUGCUAUCUGAAAUCUUAGCAACAACUACAGCAGUCUUCACAGAGUCUUACAUUUCAACUGUUGCUGAAGAACCCGAAGGUAGUGUUCGUGUGGAAACUUCAUCCCAACUCCAGCAGAGUUUACCGAUAUUCAGCACUGCAGAAGGAUUUACUGGUAUGUUCACACCAAGUGAUAUUUGGGCCACCAGUACAGCAGCUGGCAUGGAACAAUACACCACAACUGUGUAUCAAAACCCUGAGGACAGCAAGAGUGUGGACGUGACAGUAGCAUCUGAAAUUGUUUCAUCAACAGCAUUUGUUGGUAGUAUAUUGACGAGGAGUCAUUCCUCUUUUGAGAGCAACUUGAAACCAAGCUCUUCAUUACUUAGCCAAAGAACAGAUUUCGUAACAGAAUGGAGUGUUGUGGAGGAGACACUAGUUAGUACUCUCCUUGAUAUUUCACAAGACAGCCCCCAGACAGAUCUUCCAGAAAGUGCUAGAACAAUCUUGCCUAGUAGAACAAAGACAGUGGUGCCAUCUACUCUAUUUCUAAGUCUUCCAGAUAGUUUGCAACCUACGUCUGCCUACAUGCCUGUUACAGAGACAUUUUCCGAAGGCUAUUCUGCGACCCCACCUCUACUCGAUGAGACAUUGAUAGUCACAAGUGACAUCGUUGUGACUUUGCUGACAACCCCUUCAGAAGGACCAACAUCUGAAAGCGGAGGUAUAUCAAGAACACCUGCACUUCCACAGUCAGUGUCUACAGUACAAGGUGUAUCUUUCCAAUCGAGCGUUGCCCCUGAGAGCGAAAUUACACCUUCGAGCACCGUACUGCUGUCAUCAAUAAUGUAUCUCACUGAAACAAGUGAUCUUUUAGCCUCCGAUGUAGCAACAAAAUUGAUUUUAUCGACGGACAAUUCAAAUUCUGUUGGAUACAUAUCUACUAAUGUAAUAGAAACAGUUACAGCAGCAAUUACAAGUGAUAUGGUCUAUACUUCUUGGAUCUCUCCUUCGUUUGGUUUUCCUUCAAGUCGGCCAAUGGUGAGUUCUAUUCCUACAUCUACGAUUGUGGUUCCAUCGAUACAGUCCAGCACCGUCCCUUCUGUUAUUUUCACUGAAGAAAUCACUUCUGAAAUAUUUUCUACUAUAAAUUCUGGAAUAACACCUGAACAGACUCUCUCAACGCGAUUCGUUGGCUCUGAGAUGUCAACCCUAUUUGAGGAACUCACACCAACACCAACGUUAACAUCUGAGAACAGUUAUUCUCCAGUGAUAUCUUCAAGCAGACGGGAAUGGGACACGGAAGUUUCAUGGCUCACUUCUGAAGUUUUGGAGACGUUAGUGAUAUCCAGUGAGACACUAAUGGCAUCAGAUACCUUUGCUUUUUCCAGAGGAUCUCCAUCGAUACAGUCCAGCACUAUCCCUUCUGCCCUCUUCGGGACUGAAGAUAUCACUUCUGAAAUAUUUUCUACCAUACAUUUUGAAAUAACACCUGCGCAGACUCACUCAACACGAUUAGUUGGCUCUGAGAUUUCAACCCUCUUUGAGGAACUCACACCAACACCAUCGUUAACAUCAGAGAACAGCGUGCCAAGAAGUAUAUCUACAGUGAUAUCUUCAAGCAGACGGGAAUGGGACACGGAUAUUUCAUGGCUCACUUCUGAAGUCAUGGAGACAUUAGUGAUAUCCAGUGAGACACCAAUAGCAUCGGAUACCUUUGCUUUUUCUAGAGGAUCUCCAUCGAUACAGUCCAGCACCAACCCUUCUGUCAUCUUCGGGACUGAAGAAAUCUCUUCUGAAAUAUUUUCUACUAUAAAUUCCGGAAUAACACCUGAACAGACUCACUCAACGCGAUUAGUUGGCUCUGAGAUGUCAACCCUAUUUGAGGGACACACACCGACAUCAUCGUUAACAUCAGAGAACAGCGUGCCAAGAAGUAUUUCUACAGUGAUACCUUCAAGCAGACGGGAAUGGGACACAGAGGUUUCAUGGCUCACUUCUGAAGUCUUUGAGACGUUAGUGAUAUCGAGUGACAAAAUAAUGGCAUCAGACACCUUUACUUUUUCCAGAAGAUCUCCCGAUUUUAUCAUCUCCACCUCUAACCGUGGAAAGUACUUUGCCCCUCCCAACAGUUCUCCCUUCACCAGUGACAUCGCAACCAGACUUAAACUUCAAAUCAACGUUUGGUUACAGUGA
This is a messenger RNA of Strongylocentrotus purpuratus (purple sea urchin), 2463 nucleotides long. Its product is annotated as mucin-3A-like. The coding region runs from base 148 to 2463 and encodes 771 amino acids. The record is from RefSeq and is a predicted model, not a curated record. NCBI's taxonomy places the organism in Eukaryota, Metazoa, Echinodermata, Echinoidea, Camarodonta, Strongylocentrotidae. The transcript has 3 exons.